This is a messenger RNA of Paramacrobiotus metropolitanus, 1239 nucleotides long. RefSeq lists its product as uncharacterized. The coding region runs from base 232 to 1074 and encodes 280 amino acids. The transcript is spliced from 4 exons. The record is from RefSeq and is a predicted model, not a curated record. NCBI's taxonomy places the organism in Eukaryota, Metazoa, Tardigrada, Eutardigrada, Parachela, Macrobiotidae.
GCCAGGGAAGGGAAGGGGGCAUACGACAUAUAUAUGUAUAUAUAAUGGUUCACGCAAAACUUGCACCGAGUUUGCUUAUUGAAUUCCUUCGAUCUUGACUUCACUAACAUCUUGCUCGUCUGCACACAAGAGACUUCCGGCGUUCAAGCUAUUGUAUGACCGUUUUGUGAUAAUUCUUGAUUACAUCUGUGAUUCUUGUGGUGGUUAUGUGUAAAUUUACAGACAGUAACAAUGUUUUUAUUAGCGAAAUUUUGUGUGCCCUUUUAUUUUGCGUUUCGUGUGCUGGCUGUGGAGCAAGAAAACGGGAUCGUCAUUGAAGAAACUUUGGAUCGGUACAAGCGUGCUGGAGCAUCUCCCGUUUUUAGCUCGCCUAGCUAUACAUUCGCACAGAGCAGUUGUGGUUCCACGGGCCCAAUUGGUCAGGUUUCGGCAACCAGUCCUGAUGGUAGUUCUGGAAUAACGUAUUACACGGAUAAUCCGUACUCGAUUAAGGUGGAUCCCGUAAGUGGACAAGUGUCAGUGUGGGGCGCCGCUAUCAGCACGACCAUCACGGUUAAUGUCUUUGCGCGAAAUGCCCAAGGUUCCGUCAGUGCGCCGGUAACGAUCACUUCCAGUUGCGCGGCUCCGGCAGCAGCGCCCGCCGCGGCCCCCGCUGCUGUUGCAGCCGGUCCCUCGAUUGUUUCUUACACAUCAUUCGACAACAGUCUCAACGCAGUCAACGGACUCUACUGUUAUAACGGCCAGUGUUUCAAUGGGUUAAAUGGAGUAUCAGGCUGGGGCAGUGUUUGUUAUGCCGGCACAUGCCGAUCGAACUCUAUCCGUACACGGAAUUCGGGAACCUCCGGGUGUUUCAACAGUUUGUGUUACAAUGCACCAACCCGACAGAUUUGUUACGGAGGAAGCUGCUGUGAUCCGACGUUGGCCUAUACAUCGCCAUCCAACAAUAAUUACCUGUGCUAUUCCGGUCAAUGCUAUAAUCUCAACAGUAACACGGCUGGCCCCUGCGGAACGUCGACCUGGAGAGGAAAUAACUAUCUGUAUUAUAACAAUGGCAUUGGUGGCAAAAAACGAUAAAUGACAAAUUUUGUAAAUAUGUAAAUGUACGCAAAAAUAUUUAAAUUUUCCUCACUCUUUGUCUCUGUAUCAGACUGUAUGUGUACCAUAACCUGAUCAAUUAUGUAUUUAACAUAGUUAGUUAGAAUCUUCCGAAACUUAAUACAAUUGAUCUCUGCAUAAAAA